AUGUCUGUUAUCCUUUCAUAUGGUGAUGUUCAAGUCACAGAUGAGGAUCUAGCCACUCUCUUGCCGUCAGAGUGGAUUGGUGAUGGUAUCAUUCAGUUUUACUAUGAGUUUUUAGAACACACUGUCUGCAAAUCUCGUGAAAUUCUGUUGAUUCAACCAGCUGUUGCUCAUCUGAUUGCAUGUUCUGUGGAUAAAACAUAUAUAAAAGCAGCACUUCCACCCAAUAUCAAUUCAAAAUCCACUAUAUUUAUUCCAAUCAAUGACAGCAACGGAAGUCAGAAUAGUGGAUGCCAUUGGUCGUUGAUGUGCUACUAUCGACCUACCAAUUCGUAUUACUACUAUGACUCCAUGGGUAAUGCCAAUAUUCGAUCAGCAAAACAAACCAUGAAUUCGAUCUGUGGAUUGAUAGGAUCAUCUUCACCUGCUUUUAUUGCCAUCAACACACCAAUGCAAGUAAAUGGAUACGAUUGUGGAGUGUAUGUGAUGGCUAUUACAGAGUUAUUAUGCAAUCGAAUGGCUUCAAAACAUUCACAUGUUACUGAUGAGCCUGAAAGUUUGUCGUUCUGGCAGAUAACCCAUUGCAUUCCACCACAUUUUAUUUCAGAAAAGCGCAACACAAUUCGAAAUCUUAUUAUACAUUUGGCUGGCAGUAAACCUCAAAAUCAACAAUAA
Molecule: messenger RNA, 672 nt
Organism: Batrachochytrium dendrobatidis JAM81
Lineage: Eukaryota; Fungi; Chytridiomycota; Chytridiomycetes; Rhizophydiales
Exons: 5
Coding region: 1-672 (223 amino acids)
Biological process (GO): proteolysis; protein deneddylation
Molecular function (GO): deNEDDylase activity; cysteine-type peptidase activity
Source: RefSeq, a predicted model, not a curated record